AUGUCAAUAUUAACCAAAAUUAUAAUUUUGUAUCUACAGGGUGGCGAAGAAGAGCAUGAAAACAGGCCAUUAGACAGCCCAGACGCACGCUUUAUGGCUUGUUGUCAGGCGCGACAAUUGCCUGACCAAUGUCUCAGCAAAUGCUCAUUCGUCUCUUUUACUCGUCAAGCUCUUCAGAAUAUGUACUUCCGUAUGGAUUCAUGCCCAAUGCAAGCAGCAGCAGACAUGCAAUUUUGCGCAGCGCAGGGUCGAGAUCACCGAGAAUGUUGUGCACGCAAUGGUGUUGCCAACACUAUGGCUGGCGAAAAAUGCUUGACAUUUUGUAAUCAGAUACCCGGAAAUGUAACUCAAUUGGAUAUGACAUAUCUCAGCUGCUAUGAUCGUUUUGAGGCAUUUUAA
Molecule: messenger RNA, 399 nt
Organism: Meloidogyne enterolobii
Lineage: Eukaryota; Metazoa; Nematoda; Chromadorea; Rhabditida; Meloidogynidae
Source: the annotation of a GenBank genome assembly